CACAGAAGAUCCUUCUUCGCCCCUCCUCCUCGAGUAACGUUAUUGGCAUUGGCCACCAUACUUCACAUCAUCGCUUAUGUUUUCAGUGAAGCUCAAGGAAGGGCAGAUAUUCAGCUACGAUUUUGAGCGAGAUUAACCCAUGAGACUCUCAGAGCCUGAGCAUGAACCAGGGGAGAGGUGCUUGUUUGUGGACCUCAGUGCCUCAGCACUACCCCGCACCAUGUGAUCGUUACAAGCAUGCGUCUUGUGCCUACAGAGGCCAUGUUUACGUAUUAGGUGGCAGAGAAAAAUGCUCACUGAGAGAUUUCUGGAAAUAUAAUGUGGGGGAAAUAUAUAUAUAUAUUUCUAGUCUGUGACAAGUGGGCCAUGCUUCCCUAUGAUAGCGAAGAAGCACCUGAAGAACUGGAGGAGCACACAAUGGUAGCAUAUCAGGGGUUUAUGUAUGUCUUCGGAGGAAUGCAAGACUCAUCAUAUACUAACUCAAAAACACCUCUUUGGGUAUUUGAUACAGUUAAAGAGUGCUGGAUUAACUGGAAAACAGGGAGUGAACCUUUACAGGGAGUGACACCAGCAAACAGAAAAGGGCACAGUGCUGUUAUCUUUGGGUCAUCUAUGUAUGUCUACGGUGGAUACAUUGAUAUAAGAGGAUCAACGAAGGAAUUCUGGAAAUUUGAUUUUGAUUCUAGGGGGUGGUCGCUACUAAGCAGUGUACAAGGUGGGCCUGGUCCCAGACAUGGUCACUCAGCUAUGACAUACCAGGAUUCUAUGUACCUUUAUGGUGGCCUGCAGGGCCUGAGGGAACAGAAGGACCUGUGGAGCUGGAGUUCUGCCAGUCAAACCUGGAGCUGCAUCAAAUUCCAUUCAGGUCCUCCCAGGCUGGUUGGUCACUCUGCUGUAUUGUUGAAGGACAGCAUGCUCAUCUUUGGUGGUGGGGAAACCCAGAGCUCUCCUCAGAGCAGCUUGUGGAGGUUCAACAUGGAAAAACAAACCUGGAAAAAGCUAGCAUUGUUGCCUGGAUCCCCCUCUCUGUGCCGGAUCCAUCAUUGCAGCAUUGGCCUAGGCCAGAGUUUCCAGCCAACAGUUCCAAACAGUGUCUAUUUAAGGGAAAUACCCAACUCUCACAUCAUCAAUAACAGGCUAAGACCAUUUAAGAACAAGUGCCAACCAUCCCGCCCCAAUUUGCAUGAGCCCUGCAUUGAGCUCAAGACUUUCCACAUGGACAAUAAGAAGCAUUCACCAGAUUUUAGUAUUGCACUGAAAGACACUAAGGUGAAAGGAAGCUGUCUCACCUUUGAGAACCAGGAGGCUAUUAGUGAGAAGCGGAACAGUGUUGACCUGGCAGAAGACACCGAGGAUGCCAUGUUUCUCCAUAUGCCUGACUUGCUGUUAGUUCUGGGUGGUAAGCCUCUGCAAGGACAGCAUGUGAUUUCAGUGUGGCAUAUGACAGUGGCAUAAAUCUGUUGUUUAUAGUGCAUUCUACUUUCUCUGUGAGAAAUUAAUGGGCCUUAGCAACCAUACUAAUAUCCUGUGGGAGAACAAUUGAGUUCAGUCAUGUACAAAGAUUUCACACUGUCUGUAAUUAUUACUGUGACUCUGAGGAACCACAUUCACUCUGAAAGGCACCAAUUAGGGCUUUUAUCUUCCACAGAAUAUGUCAUUAGUUUCUGUAAGAGUUGGAGAUGCUGGUUAACAUUUUACUAUUGGAUCAAAAUUUUAUAUUAAAGAGUCUUCACCAAGUGUGAAA
Messenger RNA from Carassius gibelio (silver crucian carp), 1744 nucleotides. Its product is annotated as actin-fragmin kinase-like. Lineage: Eukaryota; Metazoa; Chordata; Actinopteri; Cypriniformes; Cyprinidae. Gene Ontology annotation, cellular component: cytoplasm; Golgi apparatus. Gene Ontology annotation, molecular function: protein binding; chromatin binding. The record is from RefSeq and is a predicted model, not a curated record. Bases 319 to 1455 code for a protein of 378 amino acids. The transcript has 8 exons.